This is a messenger RNA of Malania oleifera, 2324 nucleotides long. RefSeq names its product xylan O-acetyltransferase 1. Lineage: Eukaryota; Viridiplantae; Streptophyta; Magnoliopsida; Santalales; Ximeniaceae. The transcript is spliced from 5 exons. The coding region runs from base 449 to 1954 and encodes 501 amino acids. The record is from RefSeq and is a predicted model, not a curated record. Gene Ontology annotation, cellular component: Golgi apparatus. Gene Ontology annotation, molecular function: O-acetyltransferase activity.
ACCAUCGUCUGCAACAACCAACGAUGCCCCCCUUCAUAUCAAUAUCAUCCCACAUCGAAACCUGCUCUCAAAUUAAAAAUAAAAAUAGCCCCAGAACCUAACCCAACCUGGGCAAGCUUUGGAUUCACUCUUCGUUCUCUCUCUCUAUCUCUCUCACUCAUUGUCUGUAACUUGGAAGAAAUGAACGAAGUAGUUAGCAAUGGAUUAGAUGAAAACUCGAAACCAGAGAAAGACAGAGACAACCCUCCCCCCACCAAAAGCCAAGCCAGUUUCUUCAAGACAAUCUCAAUCCCACCAAACCUCCCCAUUAAAAAAAAAAUAUAAUGAUAAUUUCUACCCAUAACCCAUCGAUCCUAACAAUGUAACUCACCCAAUCUUCUCUCUUAUAUUCCAUUCUUUCUCUGUAUUUCCAUCCCUCUCCUCACCUGCUCCUGUUCCUCUCUUACUCAUGCAGCCACCUCGUCGGAAAUCAGCACCCCUGUUCCCCUCCGACACCGUCCCGAUGAAGCAUCCCGGCGCCGGCGCCCGGAAAAGCAACAACCUUUCCUUGUUCGUGGUGGUUUUCUCCGUGUUCCUCUUCGGAUGCUUCAUGUACAACGAAGACGUGAAGUCUUUGGCGGAAUUCCCGUUUUCGUGGCCUAAACCAAGUGAUAAUCAGGAAAUCAAAGAGGAAGGAUCAAAUCCGAGCGUCCCAGUUCGGGAAAUUAGAAAAAUUGGGGAGGAGGACAAGGUUGUGAGGAGUGCGAGAACGGGAAUGGAAGAAACCCAGGUGGGCAAUUCUGAGGAAGUCGCCCACGACUCCCUCAAUCUGAAAUCGAUCUUGGCGAAGGAAGAACAGAGGAGGGAGGAAUUUGAAGAGGAGGAGGAGGAGGCAGAGGAGGUGAAAUUGCCGUCGGAGGAUUGCGAUCUGUUUACAGGGGAAUGGGUUUUCGACAACGUCACGCACCCACUGUACAGAGAAGACGAGUGCGAGUUUCUUACGGCGCAAGUAACCUGUAUGAGGAAUGGGAGGAAGGAUUCUCUGUACCAGAAUUGGAAAUGGCAGCCGAGAGAUUGUUCUUUGCCCAAGUUCAAAGCGAGGCUGUUGCUGGAGAAACUUCGGGACAAGAGGCUGAUGUUCGUGGGGGACUCGUUGAAUCGGAACCAGUGGGAAUCCAUGGUUUGUCUGGUUCAGUCGGCGGUUCCUCCGGGCAGGAAGAGCUUGAACAAGACGGGCUCUCUCUCUGUCGUCAGACUUGAGGAUUACAAUGCCACGGUAGAGUUUUAUUGGGCCCCAUUUCUGGUGGAGUCAAAUUCGGACGAUCCGAAUAUGCAUAGCAUUUUGAACCGGAUCAUAAUGCCCGAAUCCAUCUCUAAGCAUGGUAAAAAUUGGAAGGACGUGGACUACUUGGUCUUCAAUAGCUACAUUUGGUGGAUGAACACUGCAAAUAUGAAAGUCCUACGUGGAUCAUUCGAUGAAGGGGCUACAGAAUACGAUGAGAUCGAACGGCCGCUAGCUUAUCAAAGAGUUUUAAGUACGUGGGCCAAGUGGGUAGAAGAAAAUAUCAAUCCAAAUCGUACCACGGUUUUCUUCAGCAGCAUGUCUCCUCUUCAUAUCAAGAGCUUGGAUUGGAACAACCCGGAUGGGAUCAAGUGUGCAAAGGAGACCACCCCAGUACUGAACACGACGACCCAUUUGGAAGUGGGCACGGACCGUCGGGUCUUCAGAGUAGCGGCCAACAUCACCAAAUCCAUGGGUCGGGUGCCCGUCCAUUUCCUCAACAUAACCGCGCUAUCCGAAUACCGCAAAGACGCCCACACCUCCGUCCACACGAUCCGACAAGGCAAGAUGCUCACGCCCGAGCAGCAGGCCGACCCGGCCAACUUUGCGGACUGUAUCCAUUGGUGCCUCCCGGGUUUACCCGACACGUGGAAUGAGUUCCUUUACACACGUAUUAUCUCUCGGCCUAAUUAACACAAUUUUUAUUAAAAAAAAUUAUAAAAGCACGGCCUUUUUUUCUUUUUAAUUUUCUUUUUAAUUUUUAAAAUUUUUAAGGGAAAGGGUGGUUGUAUUUUUUGUGUUGUACUUGUCUUUUCAUUAUCUAUUUUUUAAAAAAAAAAUUUCUUAUGACAUGUUUGCUCCUUACCUUUUCCCUCUUAGUUUUCUCAUGACUUGGGUCGGGUCAGUUCUAGGGUCGGACCGUUGGUGUAAUUUUUUGUUAUUUGGUCAGCCUAUUUGACGUGCCCACAAGUGGACAAUGUGAUUCAUCUGCCUUAAUUGUAAAAUAAUGUAUUUGUUGAACAGAAAAUAAAGUAAUACAAAAUGUAUGUAAGUUUCAUUUCAA